AUUACUCCUCAAUACAAACCAACAUCAAUUCAUUAGUUACUCAACUUAUCUACAUUUCCUUUCAAUCUGCAAUGGCUAAAGAUAUGGCUCAGUCGCCUCUCGAAAGAAACAACAUGGUGUCCUUGGACCAGAGGCUAGCCAUGGCCAAGCAUUGUUCUCAUCAAGGCGUCGUUGCUGGUGCAAAAGCUGCUGUGGUUGCUACUAUUGCAACCGCUAUUCCUACUGUUGCGACUGCCAGGAUGCUGCCGUGGGGGAGAACCUACCUUAACCACACUGCUCAGGCUCUCAUUAUCUCCACAGUGGCUGGUGCUGCGUAUUUCAUAGUUGCAGACAAGACCGUUCUGGCAACAGCGAGGCAAAACUCCUUCAAGCAGAGCCAGGGUUCUGACAUUGAAGGAUGAAAUUAAGAAAUUACAUUGUUCGACAAUGAUGCUAAAAAUUAGCAAGCUCGUGUAAAUAGAAAAAAACAGCUUGUACUAGUGUAAUCAAGCAUCAAUAAAACGAAGUUUGAAUGUUUUACCGUA
Molecule: messenger RNA, 524 nt
Organism: Daucus carota subsp. sativus
Lineage: Eukaryota; Viridiplantae; Streptophyta; Magnoliopsida; Apiales; Apiaceae
Product: early nodulin-93
Exons: 4
Coding region: 72-401 (109 amino acids)
Source: RefSeq, a predicted model, not a curated record